AUGAUUCAUGCUUUUAGUGAAGACUUGAAGUGGAAAAGUGAUUUUCUUCAUUAUGAUAGUCAUAAUACAGAAAAAAUUGCCAAAUUAUUACAUAUUUAUAAAGUACCACCUGACGAUUCAUCUAAUUUAGUAAAAAAUUCAUUAAGAGAUAGAAGUGGAAUUGGCUGUUUUGAAACUAAUGACAAACCUAAAGAAUUAUUCAUGUUUAAAUUUUGUGCAAAUGAAGCCAUUUGA
This is a messenger RNA of Funneliformis mosseae, 234 nucleotides long. NCBI's taxonomy places the organism in Eukaryota, Fungi, Glomeromycota, Glomeromycetes, Glomerales, Glomeraceae. The record is from the annotation of a GenBank genome assembly.